Messenger RNA from Colletotrichum paranaense, 2565 nucleotides. RefSeq names its product flavin containing amine oxidoreductase. The record is from RefSeq and is a predicted model, not a curated record. Bases 1 to 2565 code for a protein of 854 amino acids. The transcript has 5 exons. NCBI's taxonomy places the organism in Eukaryota, Fungi, Ascomycota, Sordariomycetes, Glomerellales, Glomerellaceae. Gene Ontology annotation, molecular function: L-amino-acid oxidase activity. Gene Ontology annotation, biological process: amino acid catabolic process.
AUGGCACCUCCCGAAUCCCCUGCUACGGCCCCAAAAGUCUGUUAUAAAUACGUAUGGGCCGAGUUCGUGGCCCAGUGGAAGCUCGAAAACGACUACAAAGCAUCGAAGGCCGGCUAUUCCAAGCUUGCACACAAUAGAGAGUUGAAGCCAGAAGCUGCGACUAUCUCGGGAUUGGCCGAGACCCUCAAGCCGGUCACUGGUGGCGGCGUCAUUCCCGAGAAGCCAGGAUAUUUCAACGUCGGUAUCAUCGGCGCUGGAGUAGCAGGACUGUUUACAGCUUUAGCCAUUGACUGGAUUAACGACACCAUCGCAAAAGAGAAGGGAUCUGACCACCUUCACAUCACCUACGAGAUCCUGGAGGCUUCAAAGGAGGUCGGCGGCAGGCUCUACACCCACCACUUCAACAAGGAUGUUCUCCACGAUUACUAUGACGUCGGAGCCAUGCGUUUCCCUAGGAAUGCAAUCAUGGACAGAACCUUCAGCCUUUUCGAGAUGCUGGGCAUCAAAGAGGGUAAAUUGGGCGAUCGCACGCAUGUCAACGAUCCUCCACGACUGAUCAAGUACUAUCUGCGCGAUGAUAAGAAUAAAUGCCCAACGCUCUUCAACAACGUUCGCAAGGUCGGCAACCCAUAUCCGAAGGAUUCGACAGAGACGGAUCCUUUUGCACUCAAUGUGGGCAUUGCCCCAGACAAGCAGAUUCCAGAAAACCUCCUGAAAACCAGCCCAGGCGACCUCUUUGAGAAAGCAAUUGGAGGUUUCAUCAAAUACAUCAAGAAGUAUCUCGAUGAGUACAUUGAUAAGAAGAAACCAAUGUCUCGUGCAGCCGAGGAGAAGCUCUGGAAGAUUCUGAUGAAAUGUGAUAAGAUGAGUGUUCGUCAAUUCUUGCGAACGAACGGGCCAAUCCUUGACCUCGCCGAAGACGGUGAAAAAAUCCCCCACGGCGCAAACAUGAGCUACAACACCAUUCAGUGGUUGGAGACUGCCACUUAUGGCACUGGAUGGUACGACCAAAGCCUGACCGAGGCUGUCCUGGAGAGUAUCGACUUUUACAUCACCGACGAUGAAACAAAGAUCAAAGAGACCAACGACCAUUGGUUUUGCAUCGACGGUGGCGCUCAAAAAAUUGCUGAAGAGAUGCGCAAGAAGAUGAAGAACCAAUCGGCUAUCAGGUUCAAUACCCAGGUUGUGGGAAUGAAUGCUAACUUGCAAAUCAACGAGCAAGUGACCACGUCCAUGACCGUGAUGCUCAAGGACAGUAUCAGCCGUAACUCACUGCCUUCAAGAGACUACUUCACGGUUUUCAGUUCGGCAACGUUAGGAUCGAUGAACCGAAUGGACCUCUCCAAGGCUGGUCUGCUCUGGGAUACCAAGCAAGCCAUUCGCUGCCUGGGAUAUGGCGCUUCCUGCAAGGUCGGCAUAAAGUUCAAGACCCCGUGGUGGCAGGAGGCGCCGUACGACAUCGACCAAGGCGGCCUUGCCCGUACGGAUCUGGCUCCACAGGUCUGCGUGUACCCUUCCUACAAUAUCAAUAAGGAGGUCGACCCACGAGACAAGCCUGCUGUUCUCCUUGUCUCCUACACCUGGGGACAGACAGCCCAGCGCCUAGCUAGUCUGAUUGCAUCGAAGCCGCGCGGCGAGCUUGACGCGGCAACUAACGAGCGCAUCCUCAAAGAAGAGGCCGAGCUGAAGGAAGUCAUGCUUCGAGAUCUCGCCUUCCUCCACACUGACGACCACAACGACACGAAAAAACUCGCUGCCACCCUGAAGAUGCUCAAUGAGCAGUACGUUGAGCACCACGCUUACGACUGGUACCAUGAUCCCCAAAUGGCUGGAGCAUUUGCCUACUUCGGCCCUAGCCAGUUCAGUGAGCUGUACCCGGCCAUCACCAAGCCGAACGCAGGUGGUCAGCUAUACUUUGUCGGCGAAGCAGCUUCUGCGCACCACGCUUGGGUUGUUGGGGCGCUCGAGAGUGUUGUACGCGCACUUUACCUGAUGUUUGAUGCUCUGCACCAGGGCAGUAGGAACGACCCCAAGAUGAAGGACACAUACGAGGCAUACAAAUGGGCCAUGGACCUUCUCGAGUUCGGUUACAUCAAGGAACAUCCAGCAGAGGGGGAGAAGUCUGCGGCCCCGACGGCAACUCCAACUCCAACUCCUUUGCCAUUCUUCCCGUUGCCUGCAGAGAUGCCUCGGUACCGGAGAAAUUUCAAGAAUAUGAACUUUGAGGAGCCUGACAACUCUGGCGACAGGGGCGGUUUCAAGGUUGCUGAAUCUGCAGCGGCUCCGCAAACGCCUCAUGACCUUUUGGUGAGUGAGAGUGCCCGGGCCGACGCCUUUUCUCAAGCUCCUGCGGGAAAGAGCGUGGAGGUGGCCAGUUCUCCAACAAGACAGGAAUUCUCAGACCACCCUGCUGUGAUCGGCACUGGAGAGGUGAAACUCACUUAUGGCGCCGCACUUGUUGCUCUGAGUACGGUCGAGUCGGCUAUAUUGACUUUGGCCGAACUAACGGGAGAGGAAUUGAAGGAUCAGUUACAGAAGAUAUCGCAUGAGACGGCAUCUACGUAA